This is a messenger RNA of Drosophila suzukii, 1923 nucleotides long. The record is from RefSeq and is a predicted model, not a curated record. Lineage: Eukaryota; Metazoa; Arthropoda; Insecta; Diptera; Drosophilidae.
UAGUGCGUCUGAUCUACCCUGGAGAGGAUUCCUUCUAUACUGGGCAGAGGGUACGCAUCCUUAAUAGUCGAGGCGUUCAACUUCGGGCAUCCACGCAGAACCGGUCUUUCCCUGGCUUCGACACCUCUGUUGUGCGAUUGCUCCACGGGCUUUUGCUCUCCUCGAUAACACCCAGCUCCAACAUCUUGUCGAUUUCGUCUUCGACCACCUUCUGCUUCACCGGAGACAUCGAAUACGGACGAUCCUUAAAGACACGAGCUCCUUCCGUCAGCUCAAUAGAAUGCCUCUUCAUGCUGGUGACUCCGAGGCCGUCCCUUUAAAAGGUAAGGAACUCCUCCUUGACCUUGCCUAACGCCAGCUUUUCCUCCGCAGAAAGGGUCCAGGAUUCGGGUUCCUCCCUUACCUCGUCUUCAUCUUCCUGGUCGGCAUAGUGCUCCAUCUGGCUGGCAUGGAUUACCUGCGCUGCCUUGACGCCUCUCGUUGCCGGCUUCCCCACGUCGGCUGGAGCUAGUCCGAAGGUCGCCAGAAGUCGACCCCGAAGUACGCAGUUUGGUCCAGGUAUGGACACAGGUAGAACGUGACUGGCUUUGUACCUCCCAGGCAGCUCCAAGCGUCCGAUGAUGGAUCGAUCCUCACCAGAAGCUGUCCGGACUACCGAAAAAUACGGUUGGACGGUAUCUUCUAGCGUUUCCACGAGCUCUCGACAGCCUUUGGCGAAGGGUCUAGGAUCGGCGGAAUCUAUGUGUUUAACGGCCGCCACCACCUCUCGUCGUCUGGAUCUCCUCAUCCUGAAGCACUCCCUUGCCUUCUGGACUCUCCGUGAGACCAGACGCAUGCCGCUCAGCUGAUGCUCCGCAAAGAUCCGGUUCCGUGCCUCCAUAUAACGGCGAAGCCUCUCAUCCUCCGCCAGUCCCUCCCGCUUUUGGACUACCCAGCCGACCGUUUUCCGCGCAAUCGGGACAUUUCGGAGAAAUCACGCCCAGCUUGCCGCAUCGUUGGCCAUCGUCCUCGCCGCCGAAGGAGAGGUUCCAGCGGUCCACUCGGAUCUAGCGGUUUCCGUUGCCGGCCCCCGCGUUGGCGUACAACCGCGGCUCGUCACGAAAAUCCGCCGCCCUUCGGUCCUCGAUGCGCCACGGCCGUGCGUGGCGAUCACUCCUUCCUGCCGGAUGAUACUCCGGUUCCUGGCUCAGGCUGCUGUCGAUCCCUGGAGAGUCGUUCACCUGCGGUCGAGGUCGCUGCCUGGGUUUCAAUUCCGGCGGCCUUCGGUAGCCUCCUCCUGUCUCCUGCCGCUGCUGAACUUCCGCUGGACCAUUUGCGCCGCCUUCCGGGCACGACGGAGUGGGCACCAUUGACACUUGGCGAAUCGCGCCCUCCUGGAGCGGCUGCGGUUUGCUUUCGGCUGUCCUAAGAACAUCGUUCUUCAAUUUCAUCAUGUCCAUGAAUCCGUUCUUGAUUUUCUCCCGCAAGGCCUGGCUCACUCCCAACUCUUGCGAUGCCCGAUAUGUAUGGGCCGCUUGUGCCAGAGCUGCGUUCAUCGCAGACUCCGCCGCUGUAUCCGUGUUCCGUGUUCAGCUUUUGUAGUCCCGUCUGCUCCGGAACCAGAAGUCGAUCCUGCGCCUCGACAAUUGCCUUGAAAUCCAGGACCCUGGGCGACCGAUGGUGCUCCAGAUCCGCCGGUUGAUCCCUAAUCCGAUCCACCGCACUACCGGCUACCGGCGUUCUGGGUAAACCCCCAGACAGCGAUAUCCGCGGCAACCCAGCAGCACCCUCUACAUCCGUGGACCAGACAUCGUCCUUGUCGUCGCCAGGGGGACCCAUCGACCUGAGCUGGUGGCCGUGCCAAUCGCUGACGUCCUUACCCUCGGACAUACUUCCCAAGAAUUUUUAAAUAAAUACUUAAUGACUACUAAUACUAUAAUAAAU